Molecule: messenger RNA, 1644 nt
Organism: Seminavis robusta
Lineage: Eukaryota; Bacillariophyta; Bacillariophyceae; Naviculales; Naviculaceae
Source: the annotation of a GenBank genome assembly
AAACAUCUCUGCCGAAAGGAAGAUCCUCCUCCCAGGUAUCUUCUUCCGAUUAGAAAUCCUGUGCUUUGCAUCCCUGCCAUACGUACAAUACGAGUGCUUUUUGUAUCCAUCCAACAAGAUGAAAGAAGGAAGCAGCGAAGCGGUUGGUACUUUUGAGUUGCCAGUGGUAGAUUUUGCCCCCUUUUCCAGUGCUUCGAACGGCGCGGAGAGUCCCUCUCCGGAACAACAGUCGGUUGCCAACGCCAUUGAUAACGCUUGUCGUACACAUGGGUUUGUGUGCUUGCGCAAUACAGGGAUUGCACGACAAGCCCUGGCAACAACCUUUGACGCUUCUCAAAAUCUCUUUGGAAUGACGCAUGAGCUCAAGGCAGGAUUGAAGCAACUGGACCCGAUUGCCAAUAUUGGCUACAAUGGAUUGGGCAGUGAAGCUCUCAACCGUCGUCGUGCAGCAGAUCUCAAGGAAGUGUUCAAUGUACGCCAACCGGAUUCCAAUCCGGAUUUAUUUCAGGGCACGCCACCAGGCUUUCAAGAAGCUUCCACACAGUUCUGGGAACAGAUAACUUUGCUAAGCCAACAAUUCUCCAAAUGCUGUGCAGUAGCGUUGGGAUUGGACCUGGACUACUUUUCCAAAACCAUGACCAAGAUGGAUUUGUGUACCUUGCGGAUGCUUUGCUAUCCCCCGUGUCCUACAACAGACUCGGACGCCAAGGAUCCGAGUUCCUCCAUUCGCGUGGGAGAACACACCGACUUUGGAGCCUACACAUUUCUGUUUGUCCACAAUUUACAAGACAAGUCGUCGCAUGGCCUACAGGUCAAGCCCAUUGAAGGAGGAGAUCUUGGCUGUGGCUCUCUGGUGAACCGAUCGGAUGACAUGUUUAUAUCCGGAUGGAAAGACGUCAUAUUUGAUGAGGCUACCUUGGCGGAAAUGGCACAGGAUGACUCCUGCUCGGUUCUGGUCAACACGGGAGCUCUCAUGGCUCGUUGGACCAACGAUGUAUGGCGUGCAACGGCGCACCGUGUCAUUGUCAAACCAGAAGCACGCAACUCCUACCGAUACAGCAUUGCCGUCUUUUUCGAUCCCGACAAGGAAACAAUCUGCUCAGUCCACCCCAAGUUUGUCCCCCAAGGUCAACAGCCAAAGUAUCCACCCAUUCAAAGUUUGGAGUAUCUUCUCAUGAAACUACGAGAAGCUCAGGGAGCUGCGAAUGAGAAUGACAACAAGGGUAGUGGCAACGAAUGAGCCUUCAAGCAACAUGUACUGGAUGGCUUAUGCGGAGCCUGCAACAUGGUAAUGCCAGGAGAUGAUGCUUUGCUUGUUUUACUACGAAGUUUUUGUUGCUAGUAAUUACUGCGAAAAUGCUUAUUUUGAAUGGGACCAGCAUUCGUUCCAUGCUUCAUGCGUGCUCCUCCCGUGUCCCUGAGCUAUCGGUAAAAAAUACGGUAGCCAAAGGUGGACUCGACUGGCCAUCGCAGCGUUCGACUAGAUCCGUCCCGGUACCGGUAGCCCGGAAGUCAGCACCUGGAUUGCCGGCCAGGGCUGCCGAUACAGUAGCCUUCGCGUUUCACGAGGGAAAACAGCCUAAUAAAAUCAAUCACGAAGAAACUUAGUGCGUCAUUCGACCCUCCAACCAGUGGCUGGCGAGU